AUGUCUUUGAGCACCAGAUCCUACGGUCAGAGGACCAUGAGCGUCUACGGGGGAGCCGGCGGCCGUGGCACCCGCAUCUCCAGCUCCAGCGGCCAGAUGAACUACGGACCCUCCUCCUCCUCCUCCGGGGGCUUCAACCUGUCCGACGGCCUGGACCUCCACGUGGGAGCCAACGAGAAGGCCACCAUGCAGAACCUGAACGACCGCCUGGCCUCCUACCUGGAGAAGGUUCGCACCCUGGAGAAGGAGAACGAGCGGCUGGACAAGCAGAUCAGAGAGUGGUACCAGAGCAGGACCGUCAUCUGCCACGACUACACCAGCUACUUCGCCACCAUCGAGGACCUGAAGGACAAGAUCCGUAUCGCCUCCAGGCUCAACGCCAAGACCGUCCUGGACAUCGACAACGCCAAACUGGCUGCUGAUGACUUCAAAAUGAAGUAUGAGAACGAGCUGGCCAUGAGGAUGGCCGUGGAGGCGGACAUCGCUGGGCUGAAGAGGGUCCUGGAUGAGAUGAACCUGGCCAGAAUGGACCUGGAGAGUCAGUACGAGGCCCUGAAGGACGAGCUCAUCAUGCUCAAGAGGAACCACGAAGAGGAAUUGGCUCUGCUGAGAAGCCAGAUGGGCGGACAGGUCAACGUGGCCGUGGACGCGUCUCCCGCUACAGACCUGAACAAGGUCAUGUCCGAGAUCAGGGAACACUACGAGGGCGUGAUCGGCAAGAACCGCAAGGAACUCGAGUCGUGGUACCAGAACAAGCUUGCAGCGGUGGAGCAGGACGUUAUCACACACACAGAGAUUCUGUCCACAUCACGCACAGAGAUUAAGGAACUGAAGAGCACCCUCCAGAGGCUCCAGAUUGAACUGCAGUCCCAUUUGAGCAUGAAAGCGUCCCUGGAGGGCACCCUGGCAGAGACUCAGGCCCGCUACGCUGCACAGCUCGCUAGCCUCCAGAGCAUGGUCACCAGCCUGGAGCUUCAGCUGUCCCAGCUCCACGCCAACAUCGCCAGCAACAAGCAGGAGUACGACAUGCUGCUGGACCUCAAGACCCGGCUGGAGCUGGAGAUCGCAGAGUACAGGAGGCUGCUGGAUGGAGAGGACGAAAGGUAAAGAGAGAGAGAAAUUAUAGAGAAAGAAUAUCCAACAACAGUUUCCCCAGUGGUCACAAAGGUCAUCACAGUGGUGGAGACAGUUGUGGAUGGAAAGGUCGUUGGCAGCAGCAAGACUGUUGAUGUGGACGUGGAUGAGAUUGAGUAA
Centropristis striata (black sea bass) is the source of this 1254-nucleotide messenger RNA. It is a transcript of the gene krt98, whose product is annotated as keratin 98. The transcript has 7 exons. Gene Ontology annotation, molecular function: structural molecule activity. The record is from RefSeq and is a predicted model, not a curated record. Lineage: Eukaryota; Metazoa; Chordata; Actinopteri; Perciformes; Serranidae.